Molecule: messenger RNA, 2301 nt
Organism: Motacilla alba alba
Lineage: Eukaryota; Metazoa; Chordata; Aves; Passeriformes; Motacillidae
Product: collagen alpha-1(I) chain-like
Exons: 7
Coding region: 1-2301 (766 amino acids)
Source: RefSeq, a predicted model, not a curated record
AUGGAAACCGCCGGGGCCGGGCGCCUGCCCCAGCCCGGGGGAGCGAAGGGGGGCCGCCCCCGCCGACGUGGCAGCCGCUGCCCGAGCCUCGGCGGGGCUGAGCCGGUGGGAGCCCCCCCCCCCCCCCCGCCUGCAGCCGUACGAACGAGGGGACCCCCGGGCGCAGCCCCCCGGGCUGCUGUCGCCAGGAUCCCCCCGCACGCACAGAGAGGCGCCCGGACCCCGGCGCGGCCCCGGCCCCUGCAGCGCCCCGGCUGCGCCGUGGGAGCGGGGCGGGGGGGGGGGGCGGUUGCCACGCCCAGCCCCGGUGUGCUGCAGCCCCUCGCAGCCGCCGGGGUGUUCAGCCCUCCCCCCGGAGAUUCCCCAGAACCCCCCCGGCAGCCCGGGCACGCCGGGAUCCCCGGCCCCCGCAGCCGGGCCGUGCUGCACACUGGCUGCGAGCUCUGCGUGCACACGCGUGUGCAAGGGCCCGCGGACACGGACAUCCAGAGGGCACCCAUGGGUGCCCCAGCCUUGGCGGGUGCCCUCGAGCCGGGUGGUGGGGGCACCGUCUGCAGCCCCACGCGGGGGCCUGGCUUCGCCCCCACCCGGGACCCCGCUGCGGCAGACGCCGUGUUCCCAACUCGUGCCAGGGACACGCGGCAGCACGUCGCCCACCCGGCGUCUGGCACCGCCGCGCCAGCCCCGUCUCUCGCCCGCAGCCAGCGCCGGGUGCAGCCGGAGGGAUUCCAGGGGGCUGCGGGGCUGGGGCUUCGUGAUGUUCCCCACGCCAUGAGGGGCUGGAGGGGGCCACGGGGGUCCCACGGCCACGGGGGUCAAGGCACCUCGCGGGUCACGGCACACGCGGGGCUCACACGCGUGUUUGCAGGCUGGCGGGGUGCGGGCAGGCGCUGCGGGGAGCCCGGCCGGUCCGAGCGCAGCCCUGACGCGGAGCUGCCGGGGAGGUGCCCGAAGUUUUAUCCCGCACCGCCCGGGGUGGAGCCUGGCGGGGGCAGGGACCGGUCUGGCCUCGGCAACGGCCCCGGCAACGGCCACGGCCCCUGCCCCGGCGACAAUGCCCUGGCACACCAAGACACAAAGCAGCCGGAGGGGGAGAUCUGGCGGCCGGUCCGCAGUGGGGAGACCCGACCCGCACCCCCUCCCUUCCCGGCUCCCCGCGCUCCCCCGCGGCCGCAGUUCCUGUUUACGGUGAUGGAGCCGCCUGCCCGGCCCUCCCGACACCGGGGAGGGGGGGGCAACCGGAGCACCGCUGGUGCUGCUGCCUCUCCCGCGCCUGGCACCGGCGCUGAUGGGUUCCCGGCCGGGCGCUGUGCGGGAUCGCCCCACGGAUGCAAGACCGCGGCCCGUUCUGGGAACAGCAGCAGGAAAUCCCGAGCGGGAAAAGAGCCGGACCCCGCGUGGCAUCGGCACGGAGCCUUCAGCUCCAUCGGAGUCCGUGGCCACCCGGGCCGGUGCCGGCCCGCGGGAGGCAGCCCUGCCCAGAACCCACCCACUCACAUCCGCAGGCGGCUGCAGCACCUCACACCUGCCCCUGUCGGAGGGUUCCUGCUCACAGGAGGUGCUGCCCCUCCCAGAAGCCUGCAGGAGCUGGGGGAGGCAUUCUGCAGCCCCCUGGCAGGACCGUGCACCUUUGGGGCGCCCUACCUGGGACACAGGGGCUGCAGCCAGCCGGGGUCGGGGCCGCGGCCCAUCUGCCAAGACAGGAUGUGGGGCCGGACGGGGGACACAAUGUGGGGAAGUGAGAAGGGGACAGCAGGGACGGGGACAUCCCGUCGGCGCAAGCGGGCUCACAGCCCCUCCAGAGCUGCCGGGCACCCGGAGCUCCGACUCCUGCAGGUCCCCUGCGCGCCCCCAGCUCCCCUGGUGCUCCCUCCCGCCUCCCGCACCUGCCUGGCCCGGGGGGCCCUGCCUGCAGCGGCCUGUCCGCGGGCGGCCGAGACGCGAAGGAGCUGGUUGGGCCGGGCAGGUGUCGGGUGGGAGCGGGGUCCGCUCAGCCCACACAGGUGUGGCCGCGCCGGCUGCGGCAGCAAAGCUCCGCGCCCGGCUGGCCCCGUCUUGCUGGGUGGCAGGAGCCUCCCGCGCCGCUCGCAGCCCGGGGCGGCCGGGCACACCCCGUCAUUACCCCAGCUGCCGGCGCUGCCCGGGCAGGGAGGGGGCGGCAGGGCCGGCACGGCCCGCUGGCGACGAGGACGGCGCGAAGGCAUUGCCCACCCGCGCCUGGCCCUCCCCUGCCGCGGGAUCGCGACCCCUCCCUGCGAGGGACCCUGCGGGGACACCCCCGCGCCCCAUCCGUGGCCCUGA